Messenger RNA from Trichoderma asperellum CBS 433.97, 948 nucleotides. RefSeq lists its product as uncharacterized. The record is from RefSeq and is a predicted model, not a curated record. Gene Ontology annotation, molecular function: acetylpyruvate hydrolase activity. Lineage: Eukaryota; Fungi; Ascomycota; Sordariomycetes; Hypocreales; Hypocreaceae.
AUGACACCAGCACUAUUGGAUGACGGCCAGCCUGCCUGGAAUAGGUUGAUUCGAUUCGAAGAUAUCAACGGCAAAGAGAGAUACGGUGAACCUAUAGACGAUGACCUAGAUGUUGGAAUCGCUUUACACCAUGGCGAAGAUGUAUAUGCCAGGAUUGUUCGAACCGAGUCCGCCCUGGACCUAUCAGCCGUCCUCUCGGCAGACAUCACUCAAGUCAAAAAGCUGUUGGCACCACUUAAACCAGAAGAAGCGGGUACGAUACGAUGCAUUGGACUCAACUACCGAGAGCACGCUGCAGAAAUGAAGUUGUCAAUUCCUGAAACCCCUACAAUGUUUCUAAAGGCAACGGAAACCAUCAACCACCCUUCUGGCCAUAUCAUUGCUCCCCAUUGCGCAGACCUACACGACUGCCACCUAGACUAUGAGGUGGAACUCGCAGUCGUUAUCGGCAAGACCUGCAAAGACGUCUCUGAGGACCAGGCCAUGGAGUACGUUUUGGGUUACAUGACCGCCAACGAUGUUACUGCACGGACUCACCAGAACGAAGUCUCACAGUGGGAUCGCGGCAAGGGUUUCGAUGGGUUUGCUCCAAUCGGACCGGCGCUAGUCUCCUCCAAGAUAAUACCUGACCCAUCAGUUCUGAAGCUACAGACUAUCCUCAACGGCCAAGUAAUGCAGCAGGGCGAGGCUAGUGAUAUGAUCUUCACCGUACCCAAAAUUGUCUCGUUUCUCUCCCAGGGUUGCACGCUGCAAAAGGGGACCAUCAUCUUGACUGGAACCCCUUGUGGAAUUGGUGUCAGCCGGAAUCCACCUGUUCGGCUCGUUGAGGGAGAUGAGCUAUUCGUGACCAUCAGCCAUGGUCUUGGGUCGCUGACCAAUCCAAUUGCAUUCAAGCCAUCUGCGCAUUUGAAGUCUACGCAUGCACAGCUCAUUGAGGCGAAGAUGUAA